AAGUUGACAGAUAUAAUACUAAUAAUAAGGACAAUGAGAAUAAUAUGAAUAAUAAUAAUAUAGAUAAUAAUAAUACCAAUAAUAAUAUUAGUUAUGACUCUAAUUAUAGUAUUGAUAAUCCAACUACUAAACAAAUAAACUUAUUAAUUAAUAAAAUUUAG
Molecule: messenger RNA, 161 nt
Organism: Dentiscutata erythropus
Lineage: Eukaryota; Fungi; Glomeromycota; Glomeromycetes; Diversisporales; Gigasporaceae
Source: the annotation of a GenBank genome assembly